Molecule: messenger RNA, 1483 nt
Organism: Olea europaea var. sylvestris
Lineage: Eukaryota; Viridiplantae; Streptophyta; Magnoliopsida; Lamiales; Oleaceae
Product: myb-related protein 308-like
Exons: 2
Coding region: 558-1313 (251 amino acids)
Source: RefSeq, a predicted model, not a curated record
UUAUUUUGAUUCUUACAUUUUCGUGUAUACGAGAAAUUAAAGCAAGAAGGAUUAUGGGCGAUUCAGGUAUGCAUCGUACAUCAGGUUGGGAAGAUUUUGGAUUCUAUUGAAGUGGGAAGGUAGAGAUGGCACCUUGUCUUUUAUUGCUCUACUUUAAUUUAAUACCUUACUUUGCACCUAACUAAAGUUUACCACCUUACUUAUUCACUUUUACUUAAUUUUUCUUGUAUGAUAUUUGUAUAUAUUAAUGAUGAUGUUAUAAUCAUCAAUAGAUGCCACCAGCCACACUCUCUCUCAUACCCGCCUCACCAACUCACAUCUAGAAGAAACUCUCCUUCUCUUUCUCUCUCUAUAUGUAUAUGUAUGUAUAUAUUAGAGUCAAAUUAAAGGUUAUAUAACCCCACAUCAAGUCCUUUGAGGACCGGCCCUGAUGCUCAAGAAUCGCCAAGGCUAGAAUUUCAGAAAGAAAAGAAUCAAGUAAAAGGGCAAAAGAAAUAUUGGCAAAAAAAAUUUGUUUUUAGCUACUGAACGGUUUUACUUAUUUUGGUUUUGGCUCAAUGGGAAGGUCUCCUUGCUGUGAAAAAGCUCAUACAAAUAAAGGAGCAUGGACUAAAGAAGAAGACGAUCGUCUCAUCGCAUACAUAAGGGCUCACGGUGAAGGCUGCUGGCGGUCGCUUCCUAAGGCAGCCGGUCUCCUCCGCUGCGGCAAAAGCUGCCGUCUUCGGUGGAUCAAUUACUUAAGGCCUGACCUCAAACGUGGCAACUUCACAGAAGAGGAAGAUGAACUUAUUAUUAAACUCCACGGCCUUCUUGGUAACAAAUGGUCUCUUAUAGCUGGAAGAUUACCAGGAAGAACUGAUAAUGAGAUAAAGAAUUAUUGGAAUACUCAUAUAAGAAGGAAGCUUUUGAGCCGAGGUAUUGAUCCUACAACUCAUAGGCCAAUCAAUGAGCCUGCAUCAGCUGGAGAAGUCACAACCAUUUCAUUUGCUGGUUGUACGACAAAAGAAGAGUCGGAUAAGUUUAUCACUGCAGGGAUUAAUUUGAACAUCAAAGAAGAAAGCAGUCCAGUUUUCGAAAGGUGCCCCGAUUUGAAUCUUGAACUCAGAAUAAGCCCUCCUUAUCAACAACAAGCACAAGAGCCAUUGAAAACUGGAGGAAGUACUGCCUCUCUGUGCUUCGCGUGCAGUUUGGGUGUACAAAACAGCAAAGAUUGCAGUUGUAAUAUUGGUGGUGGCAGUAGCAGUAAUUCUGGAUAUGAUUUUGUGGGGUUAAAAACUGGGAUUUUGGACUACAGAAGCCUGGAAAUGAAAUAAAAUCUGAUCUGGGUUAAGUUUUUAUUAUAUGUAUUAAAAUAGAAGAAAUUAAUAUUUGAAGAGAAAUGUAAAAGACAUUGGUAUUUAGUUAAUGAUCUUUCUGAAUUUCUCUUCGCUUGUACAAGUAAUUAACAUCAUAUUUAUUUUUAAUGCAUAGCACUUACUAAACA